ACAUCUACGAAUAUUGAAUUGAAUUUUUCUUAACUUAUUACAAGAUGUAUGGCAUUGUUAAGGGUCUACUCCAGCUGCCUUGCCGUGUCCUGCAGACGCCGCCAACUCGCUUCAAGCUCGAUGCGAAAAACAUGUACGACAAGCUGAAGUUCGAGUUCACCGAGGAGAACUUGUGUCGGGCCCAGACAAUACUCGGCAAUGUGGGGGAGAAGGAGCAGCGAGGAGCUCUGCUGCCACUGCUGGACUUGGCCCAACGCCAACAUGGAUGGCUGCCGAUCACGGCCAUCACGGCUGUGGCAAACAUGUUAAAGAUCGAGCCCUUUGAGGCAUGGGAUGUGGCCAAUUACUAUACCAUGUUCAAUCUGCGACCCACUGGCAAGUUUCAUUUAACCGUGUGCAACUCGACACCUUGCUUUCUACGUGGCAGCGAUGUCGUCCUGAAUGCCUGUAAACAGAUAUUGCAGCUGAAGGAGGGCGAGACUUCCAAGGACAUGCAGUUCACCUUGACCACAGGUUGUUGCAAAGGCGCCUGUGUCAAUGCGCCUGUUUUGGUUGUGAACGAUGACAUCUACGAGGAUCUCACUGUGCCCGACUUGGAGCAGAUUCUCAGCGACUUGAAGGCGGAUGUUGUGCCACCAGCUGGUCCACGUAGCGGUCGUUUCUCCUCUGAGCCGCAAACGGGACCCACCACUCUGCUAAGUGAGCCACCUCCAGCUGGAUAUGGCAUGCAAGAUAUCUGCAAGAACAAGAACAAGCCAUGUUGAAGUCGUCCAGUAUUCUGUAUUCUGCAUCACGAUGGGUGCAUUUUGAUUUUAGGUCAAUAAACGUAGAGUCCUUGUGGCAGCAAUGAGCAUUAAA
Molecule: messenger RNA, 858 nt
Organism: Drosophila innubila
Lineage: Eukaryota; Metazoa; Arthropoda; Insecta; Diptera; Drosophilidae
Gene: ND-24L
Product: NADH-quinone oxidoreductase subunit E
Exons: 1
Coding region: 45-764 (239 amino acids)
Biological process (GO): mitochondrial electron transport, NADH to ubiquinone
Molecular function (GO): NADH dehydrogenase activity
Source: RefSeq, a predicted model, not a curated record